This is a messenger RNA of Anneissia japonica, 608 nucleotides long. Its product is annotated as putative transmembrane protein INAFM2. The transcript is spliced from 2 exons. The coding region runs from base 255 to 557 and encodes 100 amino acids. The record is from RefSeq and is a predicted model, not a curated record. Lineage: Eukaryota; Metazoa; Echinodermata; Crinoidea; Comatulida; Comatulidae.
CCGGCCCCUAUCUCAUCGCGAAGCCCUCGCGAAGAUACAUAGUGAGCUAUUGUAUGCUUUACGGCGGACCAAGACGGUAUUGUGGCAGUUUGCGAACGGAAUCUCGGUUUCCUGAGAAAAUAACACUGAUUUUUAGUGAUUGUGAAUCUCUGUAUUCGUCGAACUAUUGAUAAAAGAAAAAGAGCGUUGGUAAAAUCUGUGUGGUAGGCCUAAAGCUGGAUACUUAGGAUUAAUAUCUUAGUACUAUCCUAAGGAUGAACGACGUUAAGAUGGCCAAUGCUGGUACUCAAAACUCGCAUUCACGACAUGUUAACUACGGCCAUGGAGCUAAUCAAGACAAGAAGAAUGGGACUCAUGGUAAUAUGGCUAACAAUCUGAAAACGAAUAAGAAAUGGGUUCGAUUAGCGACUGUUUUUGCAUAUGUACUGUCUGUUUCUCUUGUCGCUAUUGUACUCGCAAUAUAUUACAGCUUCGUAUGGGAACCAUCUCCGACGCCUGAACAAUGCACGGCUACAACUACACCUUCUACAAUGUCUACACCUUCAACUGGAGCGUAGUAAGAAGAUGAUGUAAAGGAUUUACACUUUAAGUUCAGUUCUGUCUAUGAU